GCAGCUCCAGUCUUCCCGGGUCUCCACGCAACAAUGAAGCGUGGGCGGCCCCAGCGGCCUCAUUUGCAUACCGCCGCGGCUUGGCCAAUGGGCUGCGCAGGGGCUUUGGAACGCAGUGUUGCCACCAGCGUGUGCGCGUGUGUGCGAGUGUGACAGCGGCUGUGGCUGUGGCCGUGGCCGUGGGAGGCUGGCCCGGGGAGCCCAGCCGCGCGGGGACUGGCCCCGGCGCCCGCUUCCCCAGCGUGUCGCGGCCGCGUGGCCCGGCAGAGCCCAGAGACCAUCCAGCCCCGGCCGGGCGCCGUCGAGAUGUCGGUGGCGGGGCUGAAGAAGCAGUUCCACAAAGCCAGCCAGCUGUUUAGUGAAAAAAUAAGUGGCGUUGAAGGAACGAAACUAGAUGAUGAAUUUCUUGACAUGGAAAGGAAAAUAGACGUUACCAAUAAAGCUGUUGCAGAAAUUCUUUCAAAAGCUACAGAAUAUCUUCAGCCGAAUCCAGCAUACAGAGCUAAGCUAGGAAUGCUGAACACUGUGUCGAAGAUCCGAGGACAGGUGAAAACCACGGGGUACCCACAGACGGAAGGCUUGCUAGGCGACUGCAUGCUGAAAUACGGGAAGGAGCUCGGGGAAGGCUCCACUUUUGGCAAUGCAUUGAUAGAAGUUGGCGAAUCCAUGAAGCUAAUGGCUGAGGUGAAAGACUCUCUUGAUAUUAAUGUAAAGCAAACUUUUAUUGAUCCACUUCAGUUACUACAAGACAAAGAUUUAAAAGAGAUUGGGCACCACCUGAAAAAGCUGGAAGGCCGCCGCCUGGAUUACGAUUAUAAAAAGAAGCGAGUAGGUAAGAUACCAGAUGAAGAAGUCAGACAAGCAGUAGAAAAAUUUGAAGAGUCAAAGGAGUUGGCUGAAAGAAGCAUGUUUAAUUUUUUAGAAAAUGAUGUAGAACAAGUCAGCCAGUUGGCCGUGUUUAUAGAUGCAGCUUUAGACUAUCACAAACAGUCCACAGAGAUUCUGCAGGAGCUACAGAGCAAGCUACAGAUGCGAAUAUCGGCUGCAUCCAACGUCCCCAAACGAGAAUACAAGCCACGGCCCAUGAAAAGGAGUCCUAGUGAGCUCAAUGGGGUAUCCACGACCUCUUCAGCAAAGACAACAGCCUACAGCAGACUGGAAGCAGCAGAUUAGAAAGGCCUUGGGGACUGCUUUCGGAAGGCCCACUGUCGGCAGGAAAAAGUGACAGGUCGCAGCCUGACUACAAGGGAGGCAAGAGAAAAACUAUAAAAAGCAGGAACAAAAACUCAAAAGGCACAGCCGUCUGGGGCAUUUACUAAAAGACAAAGAGCCCUCCUCAGGUCAGUAGCUUCCGUAGACUCCAUACCUUGUACCCUGAUAGGCACUCAUGUGGACAGCAGUUGUGUGAAUUUUCCUUCUCUCUCCAGCCCCUUCCCCACCCCAACCCAAAAAUUAGGAGUGGGGGUUGUAGCUUGCCUUUCAGUUGGGAUGCUCCAACCAAAUGCUUCCAGGUAACGAAAUCCACAAAGCCAGGGCCAGCAGAGAAGAGGGUACAGUGGGCUCCUUUGGUGAUCUGGAAAUUAGCCAAGUUCAAGUACAGCAAAAGAGCUGUGAUUUUUAGUGCUGCGGAGAGAAGAAUGUCCCCUGCCCCACUGACCACUCCUACCUCCACCUUUAUCUCCUUCAAAGUCAGGAUGAGAAACACAGCCUUGGAGAACAGGCUCCCAGGUCCUGGCACAUGGCAGAGAGAGAGAGAGGGAGGGAGCACAGGAGCCGGCUGGGCUGCAGAAACGCCAGCCUUAUCUGAUGCCACUUCCACUCUAGUGUCUGGUGCACCACCUGGAGUAGACACCUGUUUUUGUUUGGUUAUUAUUAUUAUUUUUUGAUUGAAGCCUGAGUUGCUCACUUUGAAGCAGCACAGAGAAUAAGUACCUGAAGGACAUCCCUCAAGUGAUGGGCAGGGCGAGCUGGGAUGUGGGCAGGCCUUCCAGGAUCAGAGAAGGAUUUAGGUGGAGGAUGCUCCUAAAGAGCAUUCCUCACACAUCCCCCCAAACGUUGUCUUUAUUUAUAGACUAUAUGGAUCUAAUACUGAACUAUAUUGUUAUAUACAUCAAAAAGACACACACACACACAAAAUUAAACAAGAUGAAGAACUUAGUCACACUCCACACAGAUACAACGUUGAGUGAAACAAACGAGACACCAGAGUGCAUACUGUAUGAUUCCAUUAACGUUAAACUCAAAAAACAGACAUAACUAAUGUAUAGCAUUAGGAGUCAGGCUAGUGAUUACCUUUGGGGGAGUACUGAGCUCUAAGAUGGAAAGAACAUCUUUCUUAAAGAGGAAAGAACAUGACUGAGCUCUAAGAUGCUACUAAAGUUUUAUUUCUUGAUCUUGAUGCUAGCUGCACAGAUGUUUCAGUUUGUGAAAAUUCAUUAAACUCUACACUUAUGAUAUGUGCACUUAUCUGUAUACAUUAUACCUCAUUAAAAAAGAUUUUAAACAAUAUUUUUCUCAAAAGAAAUAAUAAAUAAAGAGCAUCCCAAGGCAUGGGAACUCCUGGAGCCUGCCCAGCUGAGGACCCACAGGCUCUUUCUAACCUAGGUGAUGGACCAUCCCCUUGGCUGGGGUUGGCUCAGAAGCUGAGUGGGUGUAAACUCACCAGCCAACAAUUUUCAGAGUGGCUGCAUGAAGUGGCGAUCAAGAACACGGACUCUGGACCUAGAUGGAGGUCAGAUAUCAGCCCUGCUGCUUAAUUGCUUUGAACCUAGGUUUCCCCAUCCAUCAAAUUGGGGGAAAUAAUGGUACCUCAUCAAAGGGUUUCUCUGAGAAUUAAAUCUGCUAACAGGCACUUAGAAUAUUGUCCUGGCACUUGGUGUUCACUGAAAAAUGGAGGGUUAGUAUUUCAUCCCCAUAGCUGACUGGGACUGCAGAAUUAAUUCACUGUGGGGCUAUCGCUACCAGAAUAAAGUGUGCCCAGCAAUUCCGUACACGUGAGUAGCCCUUGGCAGCAGGGACUUUGGGAAACAAAAGGCGGGGUUGGGGGAAGGGCAUCCAAAGAAUUUUCCUGCUGUUAAAACAAGAGGGGGCCCAUUAUUAUUAAAAACCGGUCCACAUUAUUGCCAAGAGGGAAGUGAAAUUUCCUGACCUAUUGUGUGUUGCCGAUGUAGUACUGACUGACCGGCCACCUUACCGUUCUUGUGGUAGGGUCUCUCUUUUUUUUUUCUUCCCCAAAUGGGGUGGAACAGAGCUUGAAUAAUAAAUAUUUAACAGGGACACUCCCUUUUCGCUGUUAAAAUAAUCUUUGUUUUAGUGCCUUAACAAGGAAGACUGGGUUGGGGUUUCGGCUGCCAGAAGCUCACGUGCACAAAUUCUCAGCAGUUUCAGGUGCCAACUACCAAGCACGAGAAAGCAUAGAGAUGGAGGUGGUGGAGCAAGACCCCAGGGGAAAGGGGAGUGGGUGUUCAACAAAGAUGGGGUGCUGGGUAGGACCCCUCCUUUAUUACGGGAAGAUCUGGGCACUCAGGCACCUCGCCCACGUUUGUGCCUAGUCCAGUUUGAAAAGGUCUCACUGAGGACAUGUCACCUUUUCUGCCUGCACUUUUGGGUUCCAUCCGUGGUGACACUGACUUGUCUUUUGUGGAGAGGGAAAAUUCACACACCAUCACGCAAAUGGGCACAAACUUUAUUUCUUUUUAACUGAACUUGCUUACGAGCCUCCAUUUAGACUGAUAGCGGAAACAACUUAAUCUUUUUUCCAUUUCUACUGUUGGCCAAAAAAAAAAAAUUUAAUCUUUUUUCCAUUUCUUCUAAUGGUGGAAAAAAACGUAAUCUUGCCAUUUCAAGGUAAUGCAGUCUCUUCCAAUAGAAAGUGCAGACUAUCCAUUUAUUGCUUUGUCAAUUCAGGAUUUAAACCUAGUCAUUCGGUUGAAAUUUCCUGCAAGGACUAUUGGUUUUCCUCCAAGGUUCUCUCCUACCUCCUUCUGUACCCCGAGAGGUUGCCUGGGUGCAGGGGGAGUUUAGGGAACAUCACAGUGGCAGGUGGGGAAGCGUGUCGGGGGUCUUAACUGCUUCCACAGCUGAGAUAACUUGUCACUCCAGGUCCAGGCCUGGGUCCGGGGCCUGACUCUCUGCCUCUGGGUUGCUGGAUCUCUGCAUUCAGAGCCUGUGUACCCACCACCAGGCCAUCUCUGGUCCAGCUGCCCCUGCAGCACUUCCUCACUUCCUGCCGGGACUUGACACGUGUUCACAGUUCGUGGGGAGCCAAGGGUGGCCCCCUCAGACGCCGUCUCUGUUUAAUGAUACCACCCACCAUUUCCACUGUGCUCAGUGCCCCCAAGUCUAGAGCACUUUGGGGGCCUGCCUUCCCCCACAGUUCCAGUGGGAAGUGGGGCUAAGACCCCCCACCCAGGGUGGAAUCCAGGGAGCAGUUCAGCCUUCUUCCCUGCCCUCUUCUCUCACCAGGCCUCCUCCCUGACUCCAGAAAGAGCUCCUAUCUCUUCUCUGGGUGGCAGGAAACAGCCCUUCCCUCCCCACAGCUUGUAAUACAAACCUCUAUGCUCUGGAGUUCUUCAAGCUCUGCUUCCUUGGAAGCAGAAGUCUCUCCGCCCCAGAAGUCUCCCCCCCCCCCCCACCCCACCCCUCUGUCCCACUUCUCAAAUCUCAUAAAAGCCUACCUGGCUCUGGCAUGAAAGCCUGAAAGCCUUGGCGUUCAGACCAUUUCACAACUGAAAUGGCAUUAUUUUGGAAUUUACCAGCUAAACAUUGAUUGCUCGCGUGCAGGUUCCACCUUCUCCCUAAAGUAAGGGCAGCCAUGGCUACUUGGGUUGAGGGGCCCAGACGGCCAAAACGACCCAGCGUGACAAAUGCAUUGGACGAUAUUGGAGGAUAUUGUCCUGCUGAGGGUGUAGUUCAGGACAGCCAGACCAAGCUCUGCUGGGUGUGGAUCUGCCGGGUGCCCGCACCGUUGAGACCUGUGUUCAGUGGGUGGAGGGGACGCAGCGCAGAGAUGGGGGAGAGCCCGGUGCUCGUGUCUUAUUACCUGAGUCAGGGAACACUUGCCCGGGGGCUUUCCACUCAGGGGUCUCGGGAGAGAUGCCAGGUUUGGGGUUCAUUUGCUGAUGGAGUGUGAUGUGAGUGCUUGGUCACUUGGAGCUCUUAGGAAAUCAAAGUGGGCGGUGUGGCAAUGGUCCCUCGCCUGGAAUAAAUGAAGUGAGAAGUGAGUGAUGUGUCUUACCCCCGAUCUGUUCAGUGCAUGUGUGCAGGGGGUGCACACGUAUGCACACAUAGGUGGUGGUUGGGAUAAGUGCAUGCCUGCCAUUUAGUAUUUAUUUUAGUCAUUGUAGGUAGCUUACAAAGUAAAUGGGAGGGGGAAAAAAUAUAUAUAUACACACACACACACAAUUAGCCCUGUAAGUCAGUGUGAUAGCCUGUGAAAUUUCUUGGCAACCCUUAGCAGUGGCAUAGAUCACAUAGGAGGUGACAUCAGGUGGGUAGGUCAUGGGUUGGGGUCUGGAGCCCUGGUAUCUCUUUCUGCCUUUGCCAUUAGCUCUGAGGCCAGGCUGCUGUGACCUCGUCUUCAAAAAGAGGAGGGUUCACUGAAGACCACCAGAGACCCUUCUAGCACUGUUAUUUUGUGUUCAAGGAAAUGCUUCCCAAGACCACUAUGUGCUUUGGCACCUGACUCCGUCUCUGUUAAAAACUGACAGUGGGAGAAAUGAUAAAAGAAUACUAAUCAUUUUAAUAGACCACAUGGAAACAGUUAUUCAUUAAUAAAAUUGACUUUGACUCAGAGGCUUGAAUUGCUGUAGGGUUUCAGUGCCCAGCUCCCAGCCCCCCUGCCCACCCAGAUAGGAGCUGUAUUUCCAAAGGAAAAUGGAAAGUUCUGCUUGGAAACGCACAAAUCCCCAAUGUUUUGAAAUCACUGAAGGUUAUUCUGUUCAUAUUCAAGAUCAUGAACUGGGCCCCCUAUUUAAAUCCUUCUACUUCCCAAUUACCAUCAUUAUGACAAGAGGAAUAUACAGACUUGGGGUGGGAUGGGGGCGUCUGUCAUGGAAGGAGCCAUCUACAUGCUAGAAACAUCAGGUAGAUUCUAGAGAUAAUAGUGAAGGGGGCCCAGAUUUUAAAAUGCUGGCCUACCUGGAAGCACCACCUGGGAAGGAGCUUCCCACCUGCAGGGGAAGA
This is a messenger RNA of Delphinapterus leucas (beluga whale), 6183 nucleotides long. Lineage: Eukaryota; Metazoa; Chordata; Mammalia; Artiodactyla; Monodontidae. The record is from RefSeq and is a predicted model, not a curated record.